Aspergillus puulaauensis is the source of this 762-nucleotide messenger RNA. RefSeq lists its product as uncharacterized. The transcript has a single exon. The record is from RefSeq and is a predicted model, not a curated record. The coding region runs from base 1 to 762 and encodes 253 amino acids. Lineage: Eukaryota; Fungi; Ascomycota; Eurotiomycetes; Eurotiales; Aspergillaceae. Gene Ontology annotation, molecular function: oxidoreductase activity.
AUGCCUCCCAUUUCUGGCCAGUCUCUCCUCGUCAUCGGCGGCUCAUCUGGAAUCGGUGCUGCCGUCGCCAGAUUAGCUGCUGAGCAAGGCGCCCGUGUGUCCAUCGCUUCCUCCAACUCGAAAAGGGUGGCCAACGCCGUCGAAAAAAUAAAAACGCAGGCCUCAAUCCGCGACACGCACAUCCGGGGGUUUACCAUCGACCUCUCCGAGCCAGACGUCGAGCAGGGCCUGGAGAGACUCCUCACCGAGACCACGGUCGACUCCCGGCUCGACCACAUCGUCGUAACGGCGGGCCAGGCUGGAAUCCUGCCCGUGACAAGAGUCGACCGCGAGUAUCUUCUCGGCCAGGCUCAGUUGACGAUUGUCGUGCCUACACUGCUCGCCAAACUUGCCCCGCGCUUCCUUAAGCCGAACUACACCUCGAGUCUCGUUUUCUGUGGUGGCAGGCUCGGCGAGAAGCCCAUCAAGGGCUGGCCCGCUGCUGCUGCCUAUGCAGCCGGCCUAGACGGGCUGACUCGCGCGCUGGCACUCGACCUGGCGCCGCUGCGUGUCAAUGUCGUACAUCCCGGUGCAACGGAGACAGAGAUUUGGGGUCCGACACCGGAGGCGCGGAGGGCAACGAAGGAGUUCUUUGCUUCGACGGCCCUUCUCGGCAAGGUAGGGGCGCCAGAGGAGGUGGCUGAGGCGUUCGUUUACUUGCUCAGGGAUUCCAAUAUCACGGGCACUAGCCUGCAUUCAAGUGGAGGAAUCCUUCUCCAUUGA